AUCAUCGCAGCUUUUCCUGAACAGUACAGUUCAACAGAACACUUGCUGGCAGAUACAAGAGAAAAUCGACAAUGGCAAACAACAUGACAAGCAAUGAAGUCCAUUUUCUUUGUGACAGUGACUUUCCCAGUAUUACUGGCCCUUUCUUCAUCUUGAUCUUCAUCCUCAGUGUCAUAGGCAACGGUCUCCUCUUAUGUGUUCUUUUCAUCUACGAGGGCCUGAAAAGUAUCACAAAUAUUUUCAUCCUGAACCUGGCCUGCUCUGAUUUGAUCUUCACCAUCACGCUUCCGUUCUGGGCCGUUGAUCACCUACAACAAUGGGUCUUUGGGGACUUUGUCUGCAAAUUAAUGACUGCCGUAUUCUUUGUUGGUUUGUACAGCAGUGUCAUUUUACUGACCGCCAUGACAGUUGCCCGUUUCAUUAGGGUGGUGCUGCCAAACUGGAAAAGCAACCGUGCUAGAAGAAGGAGGUAUGCAAUCGGCGCCUGUAUAGCUGCCUGGAUCAUCAGCAUCUCGGCAUCCCUGAGUGAUGCAAUUAAAGUAAAAGCCAUAAACUGGGAUAAUCAGAACUAUUGUGAUGAUGGAUCUGAAGACAAGCUUGGACGUUAUCUCCAAGUGUCACUGCUAUUCUUCCUCCCAUUUGCCAUCAUUAUUUUUUGCUAUUCUGCCAUCCUCAAGACAGUUUUACAAGGUUUAAGUAGAAAGAAGCACAAGACUGUAGCUGUGCUGUUGUGUAUUGUUGCAGUCUUCUUCAUUUGCUGGGGGCCAUACCAUAUUGUGCUUUUAAUUAAAUCUCUUUAUAAACCCAUAGGUUGUAAGGCAGAGGAACGGUUAGCAGUUGCCUACCGUAUUUGUGAAAUGCUUGCCUAUUCUCACUGCUGUAUGAACCCUCUGCUAUACAUGCUCUCACAGAAGUUGCGAAAUAAUCUGUUUAAUCUUUUGAAAUGUAAAAAUUUGUGCAGUAAGAACAAGGAGGAAAAUAUUGGCCAGAAAACCUCUGGUAUUCAGAAUGUAGCUUUCACAGUAGACAACUCUUCUGUUAACACAGAACGACGCAAUGAUCCAUUUAAAAGUCCCUCUUGAAAGUAAACACUGAUUCAGUCUUCAAAUACUUUUACAAAACAAAGGUUGUAUAUAAUUUGACAUGUUUUGCAUAUAGUCUUGAUAUCAUAUACACAGAUUUUGUUUUAGCCUUUUUAAUGUGCAAGGUCAAAGAUGUUUGUAAAAUUGUGCAUUUCGCUGGUGUCGUUUUAUUAGUAUUUUUUGUAGAAAUGAAAAUGUUUCUGAAAAACAGUGAAGCUUUUUUCACUUCUUUGUUUUUGUGGUAUGUAAUGUCAGAUGAAUUGGGGGGAAAAAAUGCAUUGACAGCAGUUUUCUGUGGUCACCGAUAGAGUCAGAGUAGUGUGUAGUAUAAGUAUAUUAACAUAUUCACUAAGGGAAACCGUGAAGCAGAAGGGAAGUCACUUGGGCCUUUAAUCUUUCUUUGAAAUGGAUAAUAAUGUAAUGAGUCGUGUAAUAAAAAAUGAGAAAUGUUUU
Haplochromis burtoni (Burton's mouthbrooder) is the source of this 1535-nucleotide messenger RNA. RefSeq names its product chemokine XC receptor 1. The coding region runs from base 72 to 1082 and encodes 336 amino acids. The record is from RefSeq and is a predicted model, not a curated record. Lineage: Eukaryota; Metazoa; Chordata; Actinopteri; Cichliformes; Cichlidae. Gene Ontology annotation, biological process: immune response; G protein-coupled receptor signaling pathway. The transcript has 2 exons. Gene Ontology annotation, molecular function: G protein-coupled receptor activity. Gene Ontology annotation, cellular component: membrane.